UUUUGACUUUGCAUUUUGCAAACAUUGCAAAAAUAUACCUAUCUAUCUAGAACUCCUGUUGUAUUAUUGUUAAAUCAAUUUUAAAUUACAUUACGAAAGAGAAUUAAAACAGCCUAAAAAUAAUGCGAUAACAUAUUUUAGUAGAUCUUUUGUUACAGUACAAAAUAUACUACAAAAAUGGUGUCUAGAAGUUUAACUGAGGUGUUUGUAUUAAUGCGAAAUAAUGCUAUUCACAGCCGAAAUCUCUUUUCAGAAUCGGGAUAUGAUAAUGAUCAUGAAGGAGCUAUGCUAAUGAAAGCAACAUCAGAUGAUAUAGAAGCCGGGCUAGAUAUGAGAAUAGAAGUUAAUCCGCCAAUCUGGAGUGAUUCCUUAGAGGAAGCGCAUUAUAUUAUAUCAAGGUUAAAAACAAAAAUAUCUGAGCUACAAAGUCGUCAUGAUCGACAGAUACGACGACCAGCCUUAGAUGACAGUGGAGAGCAGCAGCACAUUGAGAGACUUGCUGCUGAUAUAGGCAAGCACUUUACACAAGCUCAUGCAAGAAUCACAAAUAUCAAAGCACAGGUUCGUCAUGGAAACAAAUCAGAACAAAAACUUGCAAACAAUGUGGUAUUAGCUUUAGUGACAGCAUUACAGGAUUUAAGUAUAAUAUUUCGAACAGCACAAUCAAACUAUCUCAAGUCUCUUACAUCAAGAGAAGAACGAUCAAAGGCCUACUUUGACUUACCAAACUUUGAAGAACUUAGCUUAAAUGAUAAUGACUUAACACCAGGCCUUACAAACAAUCAAACAGACUUACUAUUUUCUCUACCUAGUACUUCAAAUUAUGAAGAUGAGAACCAUCAAAAGCAAUUGCUACUCAUGGAAGAAGAAAACACUACAAUGAUUGCAGAAAGGGAACAAGAGAAAGUUUCAAUUGUAGUAAUAAUGGUUUUGCUGAUUGCAUUAGUUGCUGCCCGACCAUAUGAAUUUGAUGAUGAAGGCCAGGAAGUGGAUAGAAGAGGCGAAGUUCCUAGAGUUCAAAUCAAGGUAUACAGAGGACCAACAAAACAUGAUGGCCAUGCUCCUUGGGGAUUCUGGGUGAAACAGCCAUCGGAUGAUAAAUAAUUUCAAAAAACAUUGAAGAUAGAAUUAUAUGUUUACAGACAAGACAUACGCAAGUCAUAAUUUGCGCUAAUUCUCACUUUAAAUAUUAACCAGUCUUUAGCUUUAAACUUAAAUGAAAAAGAAAAGUAUUUAUUUUUACCGUAACAAUACCUACUCUAUUCAGUCAACUAAAAAGUAUUAAUUUCCUUAGGUUGUCUUUUAAGAAAUAUUCUGGCAAUUUCUUUAAAAAAAUAUUCAAUGUGUCUGUGUGAUUUUGUUUUAAAAUGUCUCAAUAUGUAUUGUUACCAAAGAUAUCCAGCAAUGUGAAAUAAUGGAUACUAAAGUUGGAAAAAUCCGAAAUAAAAAAUAAAGCAAUUUUUUUUAAA
This is a messenger RNA of Pieris napi, 1469 nucleotides long. Its product is annotated as syntaxin-16. Gene Ontology annotation, cellular component: membrane; SNARE complex; endomembrane system. The coding region runs from base 178 to 1104 and encodes 308 amino acids. NCBI's taxonomy places the organism in Eukaryota, Metazoa, Arthropoda, Insecta, Lepidoptera, Pieridae. The transcript is spliced from 6 exons. Gene Ontology annotation, molecular function: SNAP receptor activity; SNARE binding. Gene Ontology annotation, biological process: vesicle fusion; vesicle-mediated transport; intracellular protein transport. The record is from RefSeq and is a predicted model, not a curated record.